Knipowitschia caucasica is the source of this 1884-nucleotide messenger RNA. Lineage: Eukaryota; Metazoa; Chordata; Actinopteri; Gobiiformes; Gobiidae. The record is from the annotation of a GenBank genome assembly.
AUGACUCUCUCACCGCGGGUUAUCCAGCUGUCCUCCACCUCCCUCGCUGUGGUUCUGACGCGCGAUGAAGAGAGCUUGCCUGUGCGCAAUGAACCGUUCACAGGGCAGGAGAUAUUCGCGGAGUUCAAAAGCCAGAACUUAUGCAGUUUUUGGAAUAAACGACUGGUGAAAGCUGUCUCCGAGGUGCACUUCCAGGGAUGGAUGGAAAACUUGGUGCUGUUCAUUCAAGGAAACGCCAAUAACCUGGAGGUGGUGAGGGAAGCGUGGAUGCGCCGUGCUCUGAGGUCGCCAAAGGGGUUCCUCAUCAAAGCAGUGGGCGAUCUGUCCCCAGUGCAGAUGUCCCCUGUCCCUCAAUCCCAGUUCAUCCCUCUGGCUGAGGUUCUGUGCUCCGUCAUCUCCGACAUGAACGCCAACGAAAUCACUGUGAACCAAGACGCUCUAAUCAAUUAUAUGAGCAAGACCUAUCCAGGAAUCACCAUCCCGACACAAGACAUCCUCUAUAAUGCUUUGGGAAAUCUGAUAAAGGAGCGCAAGAUUUACCACACUGGAGAGGGGUAUUUUAUUGUUACCCCACAAACCUACUUCAUCACCAACAACAUGGUCCGGGAGAAAAAUUGGUGGCCGUCUGGCUCUGCCGAUGACCAUCCCUCACCUCUGAACAUAACUUAUCUUCUAGGCAACAACGUCUGCAUGGAAACUCCCCACAUACCUCCACUGGUGCAUUGCAAGUCAUGCAGCUGCUUUAGCCCCGUCCCAGUGGUCAAUAAUAUGGUCUCUACACCUAUAUCUGGAAACCUCCCUUCUUCCACAGUCCCAGAACAGCAUUCCAUAACAGUAUCAGUGAGCGAAUGCACAGCUAAGAGCUUAAAAUGGCCACGUCCUCUGGAUCUAAAACCCGCUGUUCAACACCAGUCCACUUCCACUACAGCAGAUUGUCAAGGAAGCGAGGCCAGCAAAACUACAGCCACUACAAACGCCACUGGUCGCAAAGAGAAAGACGGCAAACCGGCAAGGAAAUUUGGACUAAGUUUGUUCAGGAGGAACGUAAACAAAAAGGACAAACCAAAGAAAGAUUAUGUGACGUUUUCGGGGCAGUUUCCACCAAAGGAGUGGCCGGUGCGGGAUGAAGAUGACCUCAACAAUCUGCCUCGCGAUCUAGAGCAUGCCAUAAUUAAAAGGAUUAACCCUGAACUCACUGUGGACAAUCUGACCCGUCACACUGUCCUGAUGAAGAAUCUCCAAGCCAAGGCAUCAUCAUUCAGCCAAGGCAUCUGGAGGGAGACGUUCUCUCCCCAAAGCUACUCGCAGCAGGAGAAGGACACAUUCUUCAAGAGAAAAAAGGGAAAAGCACAUCGCCGUGACCCAAGUCGAAGGCACAGCGAGAGACUGGGAAAAGAUGAACACAGUGAAGCAAGCUUCAAUCUGGACUUCCCGGACGCUCAAGAGGUUGCAGACUGUAGUAUCUUUGACUACUGCCAGACCAGUGAGGUGGAGUCCGAUUCAGAGACCGUUCGCAAGUCUACCGAUGAGGGUGACAGUGAAUGUGCUCAAUGGACCAUGGAUAUGGAAGGACAAAAGGAUCACUUUGAGACUCUUACUGAAAGAAAACAACUUUCCACUCACAAAAGUGAGCUGAGUAUCCGAAGUGGAGCCAUUGCAGAGGUUUGUGAACCAGUGGAAAUGAUCGAGAACCAGAGCAUGACAGGAGACAGUGGGAUUGACUCGCCUCGAACUCGAGUCAGUCUGGCUUCAAACAACAAAGGGAUUCUGGAGGGUCUGAACCGAAGAGGAUUUCUACAAAACUUAGAGAAACUUCACAUCAAAAGCACCAGCAUCCACCCACAGAACUCACUCCUGCAGUUAACGCCAGUUAUGAAUGUAUAG